UGCCGCCCAAAAUGGCGAAUACGACUGCUUAUGUCAAAAUCGACAGAUACACCGUAAACAAAGCGGCUUGGUUAGUUUUGUCCUCCACAUUUCUAUUAAAAAGCAAAAAGAUGUCUUUCAAAGGAUCUAAAGUUCAAAAAGUAAUGGUACAACCCAUUAACUUGAUAUUCCGGUAUCUCCAGAAUCGAUCUCGUGUGCAAGUGUGGCUGUACGAAAACACGCAUCUACGAAUAGAAGGCCACAUCGUUGGUUUCGACGAAUAUAUGAAUUUAGUAUUAGAUGAAGCUGAGGAAUUUAAUAUUAAAAAGCAAACCCGCCGUCAACUCGGACGUAUUAUGCUUAAAGGAGACAACAUUACUCUCAUCCAGAAUGUGCAGAAUUAGAAGGCAUCAUGUGUAACCAACAAAUCAUGUUUAUUUUCCAAUUUAUUUACAUAA
Molecule: messenger RNA, 437 nt
Organism: Anopheles nili
Lineage: Eukaryota; Metazoa; Arthropoda; Insecta; Diptera; Culicidae
Gene: SmE
Product: probable small nuclear ribonucleoprotein E
Exons: 2
Coding region: 12-383 (123 amino acids)
Biological process (GO): spliceosomal snRNP assembly; mRNA splicing, via spliceosome
Cellular component (GO): U4 snRNP; U5 snRNP; U1 snRNP
Molecular function (GO): RNA binding
Source: RefSeq, a predicted model, not a curated record